Molecule: messenger RNA, 1345 nt
Organism: Marmota monax (woodchuck)
Lineage: Eukaryota; Metazoa; Chordata; Mammalia; Rodentia; Sciuridae
Product: membrane protein FAM174A-like
Exons: 1
Coding region: 168-740 (190 amino acids)
Source: RefSeq, a predicted model, not a curated record
CUGCUGCCGGCUCUGCAGCCGCUGCUGUCUCUACCACCUGCUGUCCUGGGCCCUCAGCCCAGGAUUUAGUCACCAUUUCUUCGUUACCCAGCGGGCCCAUGGUCCCUCCUGGAUCCAGGUUGGCGGGCCCGGCGGUUCCAGCGUGGUGAGAGUGAGGUCUGGGGACGAUGAAGGCCCUGCAGUGCUGCUGCUGUCUCCGCCGCCUCCUGGCCUCCUUCUUCCUCCUGCUGCUUCUGCCAGCGCUGAGCGGGCCGCUGGCGGUGUGGUUGCAGGCAGCCGAGGCCGCGCAGGGCCCCGGGCCUCCAGACCCUGGCCAGCGGACCUUGCCGCCGCUGUCCCGGGGCCCCACAGCUGCCCAGCCACCGGGCCAUGCUCUGGCUGAAGCCUCAGGACCUCGAGGCACCGAAGGCGGCAAUGGCAGCAGCCCCGGGGCGGGGCUUGCAGCAGAAGAAAACGGAGGAAAGGCCGGGGAAGGCUCAGUGGGUGGCGGCCUUGCCGUGAGCCCCAACCCUGGAGACAAGCCCAUGACCCAGCGGGCCCUGACCGUGUUAAUGGUGGUGAGCGGCGCGGUGCUGGUGUACUUCGUGGUCAGGACAGUCAGGAUGAGAAGAAGAAACCGAAAAACCAGGAGAUACGGAGUUUUGGACACUAACAUAGAAAACAUGGAAUUAACACCUCUAGAACAAGAUGAUGAGGAUGAUGAUAACACAUUGUUUGAUGCCAAUCAUCCUAGAAGAUAAGAAUGUGCCUUUUGAUAAGAAGAUUUAAUCCUUCUACAGUGAAAAGCAGAGUCUGUUUAAGGAAUAAGAAGCCACUAUAUCAAUGGGGUGAGGGGUAUUUAAGUUCAUACAUUAUGAUAACCUUUAUUUUGUUGUUGCUGCAAUAAAUACUGUAUCACUUUGUUAUGCCAUUGUAUGUACAGAAGUGCUCUAUUAAUGGGCUCAGUGUUGUUAGGGAUAAACUAUAUUGUAAUAGUUUAUCUGUUUGAAAAUUACUUUAAAACUCCAUGUUUCUGAAGAGUUUUUGUUUAUUGCUUACCAUAUUAUUGUAAAUUGGUUUUUUUUAUGUACUAAUCAGUUAAUGUUAAUUUUUUUUUUGCGGGUAUCAUUUUAUAGAGCCCUAACCCCCAACAAGCAACUGGUGUGUAAAAAUAAUUAAAAUUUUCCUUUACUGAAAUAUAUUUCCCAUUUUUGUGGGAAAAUGAAGCCAAAUUUAUUAUGUGUUUGGGUUUUUAAAAUAUUAAUAAAUGUCUGAGUUAUUGUAUGCAAAACAAUAAAUGUGAUGUAAAAUUCUUUUAAUCUGGUACAGAUAAUAUGUUCACAAAAUAAACCUGAAGAUCAUAGAA